Messenger RNA from Drosophila innubila, 1041 nucleotides. RefSeq lists its product as uncharacterized. The transcript has 4 exons. The record is from RefSeq and is a predicted model, not a curated record. NCBI's taxonomy places the organism in Eukaryota, Metazoa, Arthropoda, Insecta, Diptera, Drosophilidae. Bases 306 to 968 code for a protein of 220 amino acids. Gene Ontology annotation, molecular function: prothoracicotrophic hormone activity.
GGAUCGCAUACAAGGCUAGAAUUUGCCUCUCCACUCACUUCCUGACACUUAAGGCGAACUAACACCCACACCUUUUCCCUUCUCUCUUCGCAAUUCAACUCCCUUUUCCACAUCACCCUUGAAUCCUUUGUUAUUGUGUCAACAGUUGACCCUUUUGUCCAGGUGACGCACCAUAAUGGACCACACACACAAAAGGUAAUCCGAGAGAAUCGUCCUCCAUUGUUGGACCAGGCUAUAAAAGCGUUCCACAAACGUGGUCAAAGUCGCAAAUCUCGCCCAACUCUAGACAGACACGGAACCCAGCAAUGCCAUGGUUGACCACUUUGCUAGCAGCUCUAAUGCUGCAUUGUGUUGUCGCUGGAAAUCGCUUUGCAGCCUACGACGAGCUGACGUCUCCGGUUUUAGCUGGAAAUCCGCCAAAGCGCUGCAGUCGUUUUCUAGGAGAUUGCCCAGAACAGUUGGAAACACUGCAAUCGGGGGCAAUUGAUUCGGAUGCGGGCACAUCCAAGAUGUUAAAUGCGCUCUUUGGACUGGUGCAGAGUACUCAGACCCCAACUCAUCCGACGGAGGCAGCUCUCACUCCUUACCAGCUGCCGCCAAUGUACUACAAUGAUUUCUACGAGGAUCUUUUGACCAAUAAACGCAACGAUGUCCAUUCCGCGGGCUGCGACUGCAAAGUCAAGAACGAUCUAAUGGACUUGGGCAGCGCCCAUUUUCCACGUUAUCUGAUGAGCGCCAUCUGUGAAUCUCGUCCAGCUUUGGAUGCCAAGUGCACACGAGGCUCCAACUGCAAACCACUCGAGUAUAAGAUAAAGGUGCUUACACUGGGCACGGAUCAGACGUCUCCAAAGGCGGCCACGUCAUCAGCUUCAUUGUCCCGACCCUGGUUGACCGAGGAGUUGACCCAACCCUGGCAGUGGCAGUUCAGGACUGUCACCGUCACCGCCGGCUGCUUCUGCACCAACUAAACGACUCCAACUGCAAAUUAUAAUCUGAACUCAAAAUUAUACCCAAUGAAAAAUAAAUUGCGCUGUUAAAAAA